Hyaloscypha bicolor E is the source of this 917-nucleotide messenger RNA. RefSeq names its product oxidoreductase. The transcript is spliced from 2 exons. Gene Ontology annotation, biological process: secondary metabolite biosynthetic process. NCBI's taxonomy places the organism in Eukaryota, Fungi, Ascomycota, Leotiomycetes, Helotiales, Hyaloscyphaceae. The coding region runs from base 89 to 853 and encodes 254 amino acids. Gene Ontology annotation, cellular component: nucleus; cytoplasm. The record is from RefSeq and is a predicted model, not a curated record.
UGUUGCCAGUAUGAUUGAGCCCUCUUGGCCCUCUUCUUCUCCUUGAUCGCGAGGAUAAUUCCAGUAAACAAAAUCCACGAAAGACGUCAUGGGCGUUGUAAGGCCUCAACUCACGGCGCCGCCCAAAGCCCCCAAGGCGCUUCUGUGCAUUCAUGGGGCCGGAGGUUCAGCAACCAUAUUUCGCGUCCAGACGGCCAAACUCCGCAUGGCAUUAAGACACGAGUUUGAAUUCGUCUAUGCCACUGCCCCCUUCAUAUCCAAGCCCGGCCCGGGUGUACUGCCGCUGUUUCAAGGCAUGGGCCCUUACUACUCCUGGUUUAAGAAGGACGACAGCGACAAAAACAUCAGAGUGAACCCAUUGGAAAACGUAGAGAAUUCCAGCGCCAACGCGUCGGUGGGCGAGCGGCUCUUGGCCGUGAACACGCCCGUGCAGAAGGUUAUCGAAGACUGGCAGAAAAAUAACCCGCAGACACCCAUCGUCGGCGUGCUCGCCUUCUCCGAGGGCGCAUUGGUAGCUACAUUGCUGAUAUGGCAGCAGCAGAUGGGAAGGCUACCAUGGUUCCCAAAUAUGAACAGUGCUAUGUUCAUUUGCUGCUACUAUACCGAGGAAGCUACAGACUACAUGAGGGCCGAGUCACCGGAUGGCCAGGAAACCCUUUUGAUCAACACACCGACGUUGCAUCUCCAAGGCCGUCAAGAUUUUGUUCUUGAAGGGUCAAAGAAGAUAGUUGCAACGCAUUACUUGCCUCAAAAUGCUGAUGUGUUGGAAUUCGACGGGCAGCACCACAUUCCAAAAAGGAAGGAUGAUCUUGAUGAGGCUGUCAGGCGUUUUCUCAACAUGUACAAAUAUUAGAAACCCAGAGCAGUAGAAGGUUGGUCGGAGCAGAUUUAUAUUAGAAACAUCCAUUCAAUCUCCG